AAUAUACRUAAKCCACAYAUCAGGAAGGUUAAGUACUCGCAUUGUUGGAUCACAUGAUAUUUUGGUUAAAUUAGAUUGUGAAAUCACACCUUUUUGGCAUUCUACUUACAGACAGCAACUGCGAGGUGUACCUGCAAUCUCCUUGGAGAGCUCUGAUAGUUGAAAAAAAUGACAGAAAUAUUGGAUACUGAUAACAAUACGAGCAAAAUCUACGAGAUAGUCUCGUCCAUUCAGUCGGGAAAUGUAAGCAGCGUUGAUGCUGCGAAAAGCUGUGUUCUUCCUCUUGCGCAUGGUAUUCCAAUAGUCCUUCUGAACAUCAUUUUCAGUAUUUUUGGAACCAUUGRGAAUAUCCUCAUCGUCUUGGUAGUACUAAAGACACCAAAACUACGUCGCAUUUCAAACUUCUUGCUUCUGAGUCUCGCCUUAGCUGACUUAUUGGUGGCGAUAUUUGCUCAGCCYAUGCAAGCCAUUACAGUAGCCGUGAAGACGUUUGGUCAUUACUGUGUUCCCCCAGUUGACUACGCGUAUGAUGUSGUCGCMAACUUYUCUUGUUCUUGCUCGCUAUUCCAUCUGGCAGCCAUCAGYGUGGACCGUGCAAUUAUCAUAGCGAAGCCUCACGAUUACCAGAACAUCAUGGGGAAAUACGGAUUACGCGCUAUGUUGGCUUCUUGCUGGGGAAUUGCACUUCUUUUCGUAUGCAUUCGUGUUCAAUUUCCAGAAACACUGUUUCUGUCUGUCGCUUUGAUCAUCAUAAGUUACCUCACCAUUACAGUCUCGUAUACCAUAAUCCUGUUUGAAAUCACACGUGAGAGAGUCAAUCGUAGCAAGCAUCCAAGCGAUUCGCGCGCACUUUCGAGAGACGCGCGAAUGGAGAGGCGCGUUGCGGGAACUAUUGCCAUUGUMAUUGUCGUCUUCUCUGUCUGUUGGUUUCCAUUAUUGGGAUUUUACGUCUCCAUGAAGAGGGGUCUACUAAGAACUCUUAGUGGAGUGCCAUACAUGUGGAUACGAACUAUCUUGCUUAUCAAUUCGUCCAUGAACUUUAUGAUCUAUAGUUUYCGCAUAGAUCAUUUUCGUUCUGCAUACAAAAAGAUCAUUCGUCAAUGGGUGCGAAAUGCAAGYGGAUGGAUGAGGCUUUCUAACGGUGGCUCUUCCACGCCAGCCAACAAUUCCUCGAGUAGAUGUAGCACUUUGGAUAAGAUGGGGACAGACAUUUAGAGAAUAGAGAACUGAUAUUUCACAGAAUAUGAAAAUAACAGGCUGAAAUAGUACUGAACAGGCUUCUUCUAAUUUAAUUUAAGAUCUAUUUUGACUUGUGGAAAAAAACAAAAAACAAAAAACAGUCGUAGAUCAUUUAUGCAUAUGGACUAAUAUAUAAUAUGUACAAUCAUAACAGAUUACAAAUAUUGUACUUUAUAAUCAUUGUAAUUCAAGUACUAAUGAGGACUUAGGGAAAUGGUAAAAUUUGAGGUGGUAUACAUAUUCAGGGYUUGAGGUAUUUGCUUCACUUACAGCAAAAAAUAUACGUAUUCGCACGAGAGAGAGAGAUAUUAGAGACUUGAAUGAUGUAAAUUUUAGAUCCUCAGGAUUAUAUUAAACAAACUAUAUUUAAAUUGA
Exaiptasia diaphana is the source of this 1614-nucleotide messenger RNA. Its product is annotated as octopamine receptor. Gene Ontology annotation, molecular function: G protein-coupled receptor activity. The coding region runs from base 169 to 1215 and encodes 348 amino acids. Gene Ontology annotation, cellular component: membrane. The transcript has a single exon. NCBI's taxonomy places the organism in Eukaryota, Metazoa, Cnidaria, Anthozoa, Actiniaria, Aiptasiidae. The record is from RefSeq and is a predicted model, not a curated record. Gene Ontology annotation, biological process: G protein-coupled receptor signaling pathway.